CGUUGUCCCACCAAAACGCAAGCAACCCUGUUCUACAGCUAGUACCACACCGCUCUUGCUUUGCGGGUAGAAAAUCUUCUUAGAUUACGGAAGACUCGUCGACUUGGACAUCGACACGAAGCACAUGCACGAUUCCUGGGAAUCACAGCAAGAGUGCUUAUUCCGGACCUAGCAAGAUCUUGUGCUGCACGGUCUGCCAGAUCAUCUCCUUCCCCUGUACGGAGCAUAUCCGCGAUACCUGUGUCCAUAUCCAUGAGCAUAGGCAGCCCCUCUACCAUAGUGAGGGUGCAUCGAGUAAGCCUGACCAGGUCUGUAAGUAGAAGCCGAAGAACGGCUCGAGCCGUGUGAUGCUCUGGGACCGGAAGGCGUCGCAGCGGGCGAUUCUUUGCGGUACGGCGAAGAUCUACCCGAAUGUGUUCGAGAUGCUGUUCCCUCCCUCGAAUAGUCUCUCGCCCGCUCCUUGUCUUGAUUACCCUUCCGAUCUCGAUUUCGCUCGUCCAAAUCGUCGUCUUCAGCAUCUGAUCUUGCAGACUCGUUCUUGCGCUUGUUCCGACUUGUUACGCUCUCGCGAUCAUCUGUGCGGUCUUCGACUUCAUGCCCUCUCCGGUGGCCAUCUCCAUCUCUGGUUUGAUCAGCGCCUCUGUCAUU
Messenger RNA from Ceraceosorus bombacis, 648 nucleotides. Lineage: Eukaryota; Fungi; Basidiomycota; Exobasidiomycetes; Ceraceosorales; Ceraceosoraceae. The record is from the annotation of a GenBank genome assembly.